This is a messenger RNA of Leucoraja erinaceus (little skate), 6215 nucleotides long. RefSeq names its product zinc finger CCCH domain-containing protein 10-like. Gene Ontology annotation, molecular function: metal ion binding. The record is from RefSeq and is a predicted model, not a curated record. NCBI's taxonomy places the organism in Eukaryota, Metazoa, Chordata, Chondrichthyes, Rajiformes, Rajidae.
AGAGAGGGGAGAGGGGGGGGGGGGAGGCUAAAUAGUGUCACUGCAUCUUCUAUCUCUCAAGAGGAAUAAUCAGCAAGGUUCACUUGGCCACUUGAAGUUGUUUAUUGAGAGCCUUGGCUGAGUAGCGCAGAAAUAUUCUGGAAGCAUGUCCGAGAACGACACUGAUAAUUUAGUCAACAGCGGCAAAAAUGAGCCUGGCAAGAGCAAACGGAAUGUUUGCCGAGACUUUCUGCGCAAUGUCUGCACUCGUGGUAAGAAUUGCAGGUACUUCCACCCUGACAAUGUUGAGGCCUCCGACCUUGCCGACAUAAGGAACGACACUGAUAAUUUAGUCAUCAUUACCAAUGACGAAGCUGGCAAAAACAAAUCGUACAUUUGCCGAGACUUUCUGCGCAAUACCUGCAGCCGUGGUAAGAAUUGCAGGUAUUUCCAUCCAGAUGAUAUUGAGCCCUCUGUCCUCGCUGAUGUAAGAAACGACAUUGAUAAUUUAGUCAACUUUGGCAAUGAUGAGGCUGACAAAAGCAAUCUGAAUAUAUGCCGAGACUUUCAGCGGAAUCUCUGCAAUCGUGGUAAGAAUUGCAGAUAUUUUCACCCAGAUGAUAUUGAGGUCUCCAACCAUGCUGACCUAAGUGAUGACGCUGAUAAUUUCGUGAAUAAUAGCAAAUUUGAUGCGAGCAAGAGCAAAAGGAAUGUUUGUCGUGACUUUCUGCGCAAUGUCUGCACCCGUGGUAAGAAUUGCAGGUAUUUUCACCCGGAUAAUGUUGAAUCCUAUGAUGUAGGUGAUAUGCGGCAUGAGUCUAUCUUUUGUCAGUACUUUCAAAAUAGCAAAUGUACCCGUGAGAACUGCACGUUCAUUCACGGGACAAAGGGUGAAGAGAAUUAUUACAAUAAAACAGGAAAGCUUCCUUCCCACUUACAAAAGACAGUGGCUGUGACAUUUGGGCUCUCGCCCUCCAAUUUGCCUCUUAUUACAAAGGAAGUCCCAUUCUGCCGUGACUUUCUAAAAGGCAAAUGUCGAAGAGGAUCCAAGUGUAAAUUCCAGCACUUGAAACGCGAUGACAAUGAUAAGACCAGUAUAGAAAAUGUGUCACAAAAUAAAGAAGCUUCUCCUGAGAUCUGUAGAUAUGACCGUUUGGAUGACCUGUAUGAGACGGAGAAAUGUGAUGUUGACCAAACUCCAAAAAGGAAAAGAACGGAGGGUCUACGGUUUGAAGUAUUUGAUUACAGCAUCCCCAAUCUGCGUCCAGUUGAAAUGAAUUUUUUGGAGGAGGAAAACCAUAUGCUCAGAAUGCGCAAUGAGGAGCUUAAGAAGCAGGUGUCAAGCCUAAAGAUUACAAAUGAGGUACUUCUGGAGCAAAAUGCUGAUUUACGCAAGCAAGUGAAACUGGGGAUCCUGACCACAGGGACUGACCCAACACAAUCACCAGCUAUGCACGCUGUUACCAAUUAUAAUCAUAGUAUAGUGGAGACUCACACCACCCUGAGCAACCAGGUCGUGAGAUCACAGUCUAUUUCUCAUCAAGAAUUGAUAGCGCAAGCUAGAGCUCAUAAUGCUUUAUGUUCUGAAGCUACAUCCCAAAGUCCACCCUGUCUUAGUGCUGCUCUCUCGACACCUUAUGCCCAAGGGGUGGCUUCACCAGUUUCAAUCGCAAUUGCCAUCUCAGUUGCACCAUUGGCAGUGACGCAAUCGCUCCCAGAAAUUGCCAUGAAUUAUACCAUCACUCAAAUGGUCAGUUAUCCAAAUGCAUCACAAAAUAUGAAGUUCCUCUGUCGUGCAGAGGAUAGUUGAGAUUAGAAGGCAUUUAAUUUGAAGCUUUACAAGAGAUUUCUAUUUCUUAUUGGUUCCCAGGGCAAUUGCAAAAAGUGAGUCAAGUAUGAUUGUUAAAGAGGGAGUCUCACCAUCACCAACCCUUUUGCAAAGUCAAAAAUGAAAUGAUGAGAAUUUGUGUUUUCUGUCUCGUUUGUUGCUGUUUAACUCGUCUGGAGAACAGGUUGCGCAGAAUUGUACCUCAGCAGUAGUAGCAAAUGGAAGUUGAAACGUGCUUCAAUUUGCAGCCAUAUAUGUCGCAAAUUUCUUUUGGUGGGGGGGAAGAAAGAUUGAAUUGAACUCAAGUUUUUGAAUUCUUUGAAACCUUUUUUUGAUUUGCUCAUGUUGUAAGCUCUGGUGCAAAUGAAAGCAAAGUCUUUGACAGCGCAUUGCAAUGCCCACACCAACUCAAGCUUUCCAACUGCAGCAGCAGUGGGAUAAGGUUUUGUCUGCAAAUAUGGCUGCUUUCUUUUGCUCAUGUAAAAUUGGUUUCAAUCAACAUCAAAACAUCAACUUUCUAAAAACACUUGUACAUGCGCUUAAAGAGCAUUGUGCCUUUACAACUUUUUUAAUCGCUUUUUUUUAAGACACAAAAUUAUUAUAAAACUACAAAAAAUUUACCCUCAUUCACUUCUUCAUACCACCCAACCAAAAAUAUAAUCCUCUGCUGCUUUGAUUGUGGUCAGAGCAGAAAUUAAAGAAUGCAGAAAAUGACGCCAUGGCUCCCUUUUCUCCCUCUUGUUGGAGAACUGUCUUGCAGCAUAAAUGCAAUUAGUGUAAUGGAUGGGAUUUAUAUAGCGCCUUUCUAGAUACUCAAGGCGCUUUACAUCGCAUUAUUCAUUCACUCCUCAGUCACACUCGGUGGUGGUGAGCUACUUCUGUAGCCACAGCUGCCCUGGGCAGACUGACGGGAGCGUGGCUGCUAAUCUGCGCCUACGGUCCCUCCGACCACCACCAGUCACUCUCACACAUUCACACACAGGCAAAGGCGGGUGAAGUGUCUUGCCUAAGGACACAACGACAGUAUGCAUUCCAAGUAUGACAGUUUUACCCACAGAUGGAGGGAAUGCAAAACUAUAACAUAAUGGUGUCUUUGUUUAAAUGUAGCAAUGAGCCAGGCAACCACUUGGGGCUAAUUUCCAUUGAGGGUACUGGAAGUAAGAUCCCUAAUGCACCUUGGGUUAAUAAGAGCAGCUACCGAUGAUCAUCAAGUUCUUUUCAGAUGUCUUGCUCCAAAAUUUCUCAAAUUUCUCACUCUAAACUACAAAUUGUAUUAAUAAUUUAUAUGAAGCAAAAAAAACAACGUUAUCUUCUACAAGGUAUACUGAUGGCAAGACUUCAUAUAAGUCUGUUAAAUACAGAAAUCUGCAAAAAUAACUGAUGGAGUGAGGGGCUGUGUCAAAACAGACAAUUCAAAGUGACCGUGAAUAAACUUUCCCAUCCUCUUAACAUUGUAAGAUUAUUUUUUUUGGUUGAUUACUGAUGUAUUUUAAAACAUUUUUAAACUGAUCCUAUGCCACAAAUUUCUCUUUUUAAUCUGAAAUUACAUUUGGGAUUAUUACUGGGAACAAAAUAGUAAUAUCCCCUACUUUACCAAGUAAAAGUAUUCUGAUCUUUUCAAACAUUUUUGUAACCAGCCCAUUUCUCAGUAAACGUGUGUGGAAACGUUUUUUUAAGAAAGUCAUGUACGUUUAGUGUUUUCCUAAUUAAACACUCACUGUGCUUCUCAAGUCUUCAAGUAACACGUUAUAUUUUUUGCAAAUAGUUUUUCUCUAAUCAUUGCAUUUGUUAUUCACACCUUGACUAUAUUUUUUAUUUCAAAGCUGUGCAAGUCCUCUGUAGAUUGGGCUACAAAAAGCAUUUUCAGAAAUAAAAUGAGUACAUGUUCACCAUAAACAGUCACUGAGGCCACCAAGGAUAUUAAAGUGAAGCAAGAAUAAUUGGGGUGCAAGCUUCGAAAGCAGAGUUAAAUGUAAAUGUAAUACAUACAGAUUUGGUUUGGUGCCUGGAACGUGGAGACUAGGUGUUGGUCAAUAAAUAAGCAGGACCAGAAAAGCAGCAGAAGAUGUGGAGAAACAAUUGCUAGUUUCUUAUAUUUGAUGUAUUAUUGGAAGGUUGAUGCUCAGCACUUGUAAAUUGCCAUGCCGUUUUCUCAUCUGGCUGGGAUGCUCCCUGUCAGAUGCCUCAUUGUACUAGCUCAUUGUCAGUCAGGAUUCGGGGGGUGUCUGCUGUUUCCUGCGUUCACUGUGUAACAAUUAAGUUGCAAAACCAAUGAGAGAAAAUAAAUACACAUUCAUAUAAAAACUCACUAUAUAGAUGCUAUAUAGUAUAUGUAAACGUGUAUAUAUGUGAUUUGUAUAAAAUAUAUUUUAUUCAUGGACAGUAUAAACAUGCAUCAACGGUUAUUAUCUAACUAUUCCUGUUGAAAAUGCUUGUGGAUGGUGAGGAUAUAAUCUGACUCUGCAAAAUAUGCUACCUGGGCUCAUGAAUUUAAAUAGCUUGACCACAUUGUGUCUGUACCUUUUGAAUGAAAAAUAUGAUAAUAGAAAAUUGCCAGAGAAAAAAGGGGAAGUCUUGUAAUGAAGCACACAUUAGAAAAGCAGAAUGCAGCAAAUAACCUGGCAUUUACUAUAAUGUCCUGACUGGUUCUCAAUUUAGGUGUUAAUUUAUGACUGAUUUGCAUGACUAGUGCAUAAUUGUGCCCAUUUAAUUUUUCCUUGCUCAAACAAAAUAUACCAAUGAGUAAGUUGUAAGGAGGAGGUAUGAGUUAGUGAUAUUCUAAUGAUGAACCUAUUCCUGCAUAUUACUGUCAUAAUGUUAAUUUUGCAAUUUUUUAAUUAAAACUUUUAAUCAAUAUUUUUGACUUGGAAGACAAUAGAUUUCUAACUUACCACAAUGUGCGUGGGAAGUUAUAUGUGAUGGUAUUUCUGCCAGUCAGUCAGUGAUAUUGAAAAUAGACUUUGUGGGGAGGGAUUAAAAGGCCAACACCAACAGUGAGAUAUUUGGCACAUGUGCUUCUGUAAACCAUGGUUUUAAAAUACAGCUAACACUUUACUAUAUUGAGAAUCCCUGAGAUUUUACAACACAGCAACUAACGUCCAAGAUUAGUUAACUGCGGCCAAAAAAUCCAAAACUACAGCAAUUCAAGAUAUGUUUUAAAAGCCCAGUAAACCCAUUUUGUCCGUUUUUGAACUGAUGCAUUGCUAUUGUAAAUACCUAUUGUCAAUGAUGCCUGAUGUUCAUGAAAAGUUAUGAUUUAUUGAGAACUUGCAGAUGUUUUACUGUUGGUAUCCUGCAAUUGGUGAACACUAUGUGUAAAUACUAUAAACUAUGUAUUAAAGUGAAUGUACAGUGAUGUUGUCAGUUAUAUUGUUUGGAUUAAAACUGAUUCAGGACCAGAAGUGGUGAGUUUACAUUCUUUUUGAAGGAUUCAACUGGACUUGGAAGACAUGUUUUAAUUGUGUUUCUCCAUUGGGGUACACAUGAUGUUAUUUUUGAAUGAACUUUGAGUACAACUGUAGCUGACAGUUUUCUUUUGUAUCUUGAUAUGUGUAAAUUGUAAAUGUAUUUAAACACAUUAUGAUAACAUUUAAAAAGCACUAUUUCCACAGAGUAUAACGAGUACACAUGUUGUCAGUUAAUUUAUUUUUAGCCCUUGACAUUGGUAAUUAUUUCAAUUUAUGAAGGGUAUUUUCACAUGAAGCAGAAAAAUAAUCUGGGCUGUUUCGCAAGUCUGCUUUGAUUUUGAUCUUGAGAAAACCCGCUAACUAUGGUUCAAUGUCCACAUGCUAUAUACGGACACAAUCAUGGAAGGUGUAAAUUGGGGGGGAAAACAACAAAAUCUGUAUAGAGAAAGAAACCUGUACAUGCAGUCUUGCCCCCCACCCCUCGUACAAGCCAUAAAACCGAGAGAAGGAACUGGACAGCGAUCAAAUGCUUCCUCAGAGUGAAAUUAUAUGGGGUCAGCGGAAGAAUAUGUCUCCAAGAUGUUCUGUGUGCCAGCACCAGUUUCAGCGCAGUACAAGUAAACGCUGGGCGCAGGACAUUCACUUUUUAAUCUAUAGAUGCUGUAAUGCACAAGACCUUUUAUAGAAAAAUCAGUUUCUUGCUGAACAAAUGGAGAAACAAAUUGUACUUCUGUUGGAUGCUGGUGUGUGUAUUUCCGUUUUUAAUCACACCAUUCUCAUGAAAUUGAUUCACUGGAUUUCAAAGUAUUGUAAAUAAUUAAUUCCAUUUACCAAUGUUCUGAGAUGCCUUUUUGGUUUUCUACUCUGCAUAUGAAAUCCACUUAUUUGUAUUAACAUAUUUAUACUUUUUCUUCUGGAAUAAACUUGAAUCCUUGCAUAAGCCGGGGUCAGGGAGAUGGCUCAAUUAAUUGACACAAAAAGCUGGAGUAACUCAGCGGGAC